This is a messenger RNA of Beauveria bassiana ARSEF 2860, 1368 nucleotides long. Its product is annotated as membrane transporter. The transcript has 5 exons. Bases 1 to 1368 code for a protein of 455 amino acids. The record is from RefSeq and is a predicted model, not a curated record. Lineage: Eukaryota; Fungi; Ascomycota; Sordariomycetes; Hypocreales; Cordycipitaceae.
AUGGAGGUGCGCGCCUAUAUCGCGCGGCCAUUUAGUCAAAACUUUGUCGUGGGCGUCUUGCUGUUCUGUCUGCCCGGCAUCUACACGGCCCUGACGGGUCUCGGUGCCGGUGGCGGGCAUCCAUCCUCGGCAGACGUGGCCAACAAGACCAAUGCCAUUCUCUACGGCCUCUUUUCCCUCGUCGGCUUCUUUGGCGGCGUGCUCGUCAACGUGCUCAGGCCAAAGACGUGCCUCAUGAUGGGCUCCCUGGGCUAUCCGUUGUACGUCGGCGGCCUCUGGUACUAUGACCGGACCGGGCACUCUUGGUUUCCUCUUCUUGGCGGAGCCGUGCUGGGGCUCACUGGUGGCUUCUUGUGGUCGACGGCCGCGUUUGUUCAGUUUGCGUAUGCUCAAGAAAAGGACAAGGCUCUUUACAUUAGCGUUCAAUGGAUGCUGCGGAGCUUUGGCGCCAUGGUUGGAAGCUCCAUCUCGCUGAGCUUGAAUAUUCAUCAGACUCAUCCAGUCGGUGUGUCAGACGCCGUAUACAUUGUCUUUAUCGUGUUGCAUGCAAGUGCAUUCUUCAUCGCCAUGGUCUUUAUCGUGCACCCGAAAGAUGUGGUGCGGAAAGACGGCUCGCACAUUGCGGCCUCGAGAGACUCCAAAGUCUGGUAUGAAGUCAAGGAAACAGUCAAACUAAUGACAACACGCAAAUAUCUCAUUCUGGCACCGGCACAACUUGGCUGUGAGAUGGGUCUGGCACUUGUCAGCAGUGUCAAUGGUCGCUUCUUCAAUUUGAGAACCCGAUCCGUCAACAAUUUUGCUUACCAGACUAUCCAAAUACUAAUCCCCGGCUUGCUCAUCUGCAUCCUCGACGGCCGCUUCGUCCGGUCCCGUCGUCACCGCGGCCUAUUCGGCAUCGCAGUCAUGGGCACCGUCGCCAUAGCCGGAUGCGUAGGCCUCAUGAGCUGGUUAGAGGUACACCGCGUCGAGUCCCGUCGAGUCUCGGAUCCCUUUGACUGGACGGACCCCGAAUUCGGCGGCAUCAUGGCGUGCUUCCUCUUGUUCGGCGCCACGUAUGCGGGCUACCAGAUGUGUAUCGAAUACAACUUGUCGUCGACGGCGGUUGACCCGGCAAAACUGGCACGAGUGGCGGGAAUGUUUAAAUUCUACUCGACCUUUGGAAUGAUGGUUUCGUUUCUCUUGGCCGGGGAGCGGGUUCCAUUCAUUAGACAGGCGAGCCUGCAGCUUUCCUUUUUUGUACUUGGUAUCAUUGGUGUCGUCUGGGUGCUCAUUUUUCAUGUCGCAGACACUGACUAUCCCUCUCAGGAGGGGCUUCCCAGACCGAAAGAGACUGACAAGGAGUGCAAGGAAGAGGAGCGGAAUAUUUGA